Angiostrongylus costaricensis is the source of this 1455-nucleotide messenger RNA. The record is from the annotation of a GenBank genome assembly. Lineage: Eukaryota; Metazoa; Nematoda; Chromadorea; Rhabditida; Metastrongylidae.
AUGGUCAAAUUUUUCGCGAAAAAUCUCUUUGAUUCUACCCUAUCUAUGGGAGGUUUUCUAAAUACAUUGCGCUCGUAUAUAUGGGUUCCUAUACAGCAAUACACCACUCGAGAACUGGAGGUGGAACUUUUCGCGCAUCUACACUGUUUGUCUCUAAGGUGGCAUUUGUCGCGGAAGACAGGCCUGGUGCUCCGAGUCAUGGAUAGGGGUACGAGUUCAGUGAACAGCAUUUUGAAAAAUAAGGAUAUAAUGUGGGUUUUUGUCGUUUAUUUCGAAAAAGGCAAUAAUUUCUCAAAGAUAAGAACUGUUACAAUCUAUGUGACGGAGUGGCGUACGAAGUUUCGUCGAGAUAUGAACGAAAAGGAAAACGCAAGUAGUGCUAUAGCAACAGAUUCGCUGUUGAAUUAUGAGACGGUUAAGUACUAUGGGAACGAGAAAUACGAAGUGGAUCGCUUUCGACACUCUAUAGAAAGUUUUCAACUUGCUGAAUGGCGUUCAAACGCAUCGCUGGCGUUAUUGAAUUUUUUGCAAAACAGUUUGAUCGGUAUUAGCAUGACUGUCGGUUCGGUGUUGAUUGCUUAUCUCAUCGUUAAGGAUAACGAGCUCACUGUGGGCGAUUAUGUGUUGUUUACCACAUACAUCCUUCAAUUGUACGCUCCGUUGAACUUUUUUGGAACCGUCUACAGGACAAUUCAAAGGUCGUUUAUUGAUAUGGAGAAUAUGUUCGAUCUAAUGAACCAAGAGGUUGAUGUUGUUGAUAGUCCUAACGCUAUUGAUUACCAUCCGACUGGUGGCAAGAUUUCGGUGAGAAACCUAACGUUCGCCUAUAACGAGAACCGAAUCAUUUUGGAUGGAAUCUCAUUCGAGGUCGGCAGUGGUCAGUCCAUUGCUCUGGUUGGUCCAUCGGGCAGUGGGAAAAGCACAUUGAUUCGGCUUCUGUUCCGUUUGUAUAAUUGUGAGGAAGGAAGGAUCUUUUUUGACAAUCAUGAUGUUAGACAUUUGAAACUUCGUACAUUGCGUAACCAGAUCGGAAUCGUCCCACAAGACACUGUGCUCUUUAACGAUACCAUAGGCUAUAAUAUACGCUUUGGUCGUCCUACGGCCACAGACGAAGAAGUGCGGGAAGCUGCAAAAGCCGCAAUGAUCCACGAUAAGAUCAUGACUCUUCCCAAUGGUUACGAUACAUUGGUUGGCGAGCGAGGUCUGAAAUUGUCCGGCGGAGAGAAACAGAGAGUCGCCAUCGCACGAACAAUCCUCAAGAAACCGCAGUUCAUCUUUCUGGAUGAGGCAACCUCUGCGCUAGACACACAUACCGAGCGGGCGAUUCAGCGAUGUCUAGAACAAUUGUGCGCGACGCGAACAGGCGUCGUCGUGGCUCACCGUCUCAGUACAAUAGUAAACGUCGACUGCAUUCUUGUCCUAGACAAAGGCAGAAUAGUAGAGAGAGGACGGUGA